Galdieria sulphuraria is the source of this 1274-nucleotide messenger RNA. RefSeq lists its product as uncharacterized. The record is from RefSeq and is a predicted model, not a curated record. The coding region runs from base 22 to 1215 and encodes 397 amino acids. The transcript has a single exon. NCBI's taxonomy places the organism in Eukaryota, Rhodophyta, Bangiophyceae, Galdieriales, Galdieriaceae.
AACAUUUCUCAAGUCAUUUGGAUGACUCGACAGCAAAUGAGUUGUCAAAGGGGUCAUCCAGCAGAGUAUAUAUUAGUGAAUAUAAAGAGAAAGAAUGAAGGUUUCUUCCGCUGGGUUUUUGGAGCACAUAACUCCAAAAAGUUGGUUUUAGAAAGGUUGAAGGAACUUCGACCUAGUUUGUUUGUGAGGGACGAAAAAGGAUUGAAGUGGUUGGCCUAUGUACCUCCACGAAUAUUGACUCACUAUUGUGAGAAUAUGGAUAACUUGAGACUAGAGACUUUAGUCAAUGCAGCUUCUGACCUAUUAUCUCAACAACAGAAGGAGUGUCGACGACAGCAGUUUCUCAAACACGCUGUAGAAAAAGAGUGUCGUGUAUACAGAGACAAGUUACAACAAGUAACUAAUAUUGUAAGAAAUGUGCUUGAAAGUUAUGGAGUGAAACGUACGAGUCAUAACUUGGAAGCUUGGAGGUCGGGAGAGUCAUUAGGAAGAGAACAAGAGGAAGGCGCGCCAAGUUCUUUAUAUGGUUCAGAAGAUUGGGUUGACUUCACUCGACCUUGUUUCGAUCGUUUGAGAGCUUGCUUGGAAGAGGUUAUUAGCAUCUGCGACACUUCGAAGGGUUCGCUUGGCGUUGAAGCAUUCGCAGAUGAAGUUUACGCGCAACCUUCGGAAUAUGUUUCGGAAGUUAGCAGUCUAACAAGUUCGUCUACAGUACCUUUAAAGAAAGGUAGAAAUUUUUCUCAAGAGAAACAGUUCAUGGAUGGAAACAGUACUCAUGAGUGGCUUUGGAAACAUAAUCGAGUUACUGUAUCGCAUGCUCAUCAUUAUUCAGAUCCGUUAGCUUCCACUAGCUAUUGGACCAGUCCGAAAGUGACUUAUCUGGAACAAGUGGAUGGAUGUGAUAUGGAAAUGCAUUCGCAAGAUAAUAGAUCUCAAUGUCGCUCUACUCAGAGUUCAAGAUAUCAACCAAGCUACAAGAGCAAUAGUUCUGGAAAAUCAGCACUCAAGACUAGAAUGCCAUGUCCAGACGUUUUGUUAUAUGGAGAUAAUGCAGAAUUUGCUAAUUGUAAUAGUACGAUAAUACCUACGAAGAGUUUAUCUGUUUCAGAUAAACAACUGGAUGAAGUGAAGUAUACCAACUCAUUGGAACAACCAAUUUUUUAUUCUGGUGGAGAUCCUUGGAGUGUUUCUAUGACCACUACCAAUACUGUAUAGUUUUCUGUUUCAUGAAAAGCCAAUUGAUUUUUUUUCGAAAUAAAACAAGUCCUCUUGUC